GUAGAAGUCAGCACGCGAAUGGAACAUUAGUAUAACUACUCUCGCAUGCCGUACCAACCUCCUCGAUCAAAGUUCACUUAGAUUAAUAUACGCCCAAAGUCAAACACUAAUCGACGACACCUUUUGUUUCCUCUGCUUAGCGACACUUACACACCACAGACAAACCCCGCUCGGUCUCCUUUCCUCGCACGAUGGUUUACCGCAUCAUAGUGCUAGCGCCACGCAAGGCCGGCGUCACCCACGAGGACUUCAAAGCCCGAUACGAGCAGCACAUGCACCUCGUGGAGGACAUUUGUGGCCGUGACUUGAUGCCCCUCCGUCAUACGAGGUCGUAUAUACGUCAUGACGGACCGGACGAUAAGCCUGUCCUCCUUGCGGGCAGGGCUGAGGACGUACGGUACGACGCAGUCGUGAAUAUGGACUUCGAAGACGAGGCCGCAUUCCAGCGAUUCAUUGGCGCUUUGUCGACAGAGGACGCUAAGGCGAGGAUUGAUGCUGACGAGGCAGGAUUCUGGGACCGAACCGAGAUGAAAGUCGUGGUCAUUGACGGCAUCGAGGAGACAAUGAAAUAAGGUAAAUAACAUUUAGGGUGAGAUGUUAUGGGCGUGGUAAUUGCUUAGCUUGGUUUAUAUCUUGAUAAUUCAAAUUAUCUUUAGUGCGCUAUGUGGUUCUUGUCUUCCGUCGCUGUUCUGGCUUGUACUUCGGGGGCACAUUACCGAUCGAUUCCUUCCCGAAGUUGGAGC
Messenger RNA from Emericellopsis atlantica, 743 nucleotides. RefSeq lists its product as uncharacterized. Lineage: Eukaryota; Fungi; Ascomycota; Sordariomycetes; Hypocreales; Bionectriaceae. The record is from RefSeq and is a predicted model, not a curated record. The transcript has a single exon. Bases 192 to 572 code for a protein of 126 amino acids. Gene Ontology annotation, molecular function: oxidoreductase activity.